UACAACUUUAGGUUGCUGUUUGGAGGACAUCAGGAACAUGAAGUCUAGCGACAUGGCGUGGGUGGUUGCCAACGCGGUGGUAGUUGCGAGUCGAACCUAUCACUUCAUUGAAGCAUAGCCAGCUUCAAUUGCAGGAAUGCUUUUGAGGAAACGAUUGAAAUAGUGCCUUACCGAUUUUCCUGUACAAGAACCUUUUGGGGAAGAAUGAUUGAAUUGCCAAUCUAACUGAUACACGACAAAGCUCAAUUCGCUCGCUAGCUUACCAAUUUGCCUUCAUUAUUUUCCUCUUUUGAUUAAUUUAUACACAGAAACCUCGAAAGUCAUUUGAUCUAGCAGUUGCAGAUAUCACAAUGAAGAGAGCAAAUAGCUUUCAGAGGUUCAUGAACAGUCGAGCCGCAGCCAACUGCCGGUAUCAGCCCACCUGCUACGAGCAUGCUGCUAACUGCUACACACACGCGCUCCUCAUCGUGCCAGCCUUUGUGGGCAUGGCCCUGCUCCACCGGCUAUCGGACGACCGCUGGGAGAAGAUCACGGCCUGGGUGUACGGCAUGGGCCUGUGCGCCCUCUUCCUUGUCUCCACCGUCUUUCACAUCAUCUCAUGGAAAAAGAGCCACAUGAGGAACGUGGAGCACUGUUUCCACAUGUGCGACCGUGUCGUCAUCUACUUCUUCAUCGCUGCCUCCUACACACCCUGGUUGAAUCUGCGUGAGCUGGGUCCUCUGGCGAGUCAUAUGAGGUGGUUUGUCUGGUUGAUGGCCGCUGCAGGGACUAUUUAUGUCUUCAACUACCAUGAGAAGUACAAGCUGGUUGAGUUGGCCUUUUAUCUGACGAUGGGAUUCUUUCCUGCUUUGGUGGUGACCUCAAUGAACAACACGGACGGCCUGCACGAGCUGGCUUGCGGUGGCCUGAUCUACUGCCUGGGGGUCUUCUUCUUCAAGUCGGACGGGGUUAUCCCGUUCGCCCACGCCAUCUGGCACGUGUUUGUGGCGCUGGCGGCGGCCGUGCACUACUACGCCAUCUGGAAGUACCUCUACCGGACCCCCGAGGCCGAGGAAAUCAGGGAGGCCUGAUCGCGGGAUCGGGAUCGGGCCUAUUGCUCCACAUCUCUUCUGCCUCAAUCUUCUCUCUUUCUCCUUUUCUUCUCUUCUUCUUCUCCUCCUUUUAACUCCGUCUCUCCUCCUCCUCAUCCUCUCUGGGAUAAUCUUCUAUCCUUCAUUCCCUCAGCUCUGCUGACAGCAGAGGGCAGUGUGCUCUUAUCGGUACUCUCACUCCUGCAUCUCCUCUCCUCCCUCCUCCUCUGCUGUAGUCCUUCAUCUAUUGUAUAGACGAAUUAGUGGUACAGCCAAACUGUGCAGACCUGUACAGAGUGCAUGCCUCCCUGCUUGGCGUCGGCACCAGUGAUUGGUAGAAGACAUGUCAACGUGGUGGCGCUGAUGUGUACUCUGCCCUACAAAAGCAAAGUGCAGUAACUACACAUUUUGUCUUUAUCUUGUGACAAAACCUCAUGGCCCAAUUGUGACCCAUUUUAGAGAUAUUGCUACGUCAAAUUUGCAGUAAAUACAAUAUCUAAACUAAUACAGAGGCUUUGAAGGCAUUUUUCCUGUUGGCGUAGUUACUGCACUUUGCCUUUUUAGGGCAGUAUUGUUAAGAGAUCACUGCUGCAGAGAUGCUUCAUUAGGAACUUGUUAGG
This is a messenger RNA of Engraulis encrasicolus (European anchovy), 1690 nucleotides long. RefSeq names its product monocyte to macrophage differentiation-associated (gene mmd). Gene Ontology annotation, molecular function: pore-forming activity. NCBI's taxonomy places the organism in Eukaryota, Metazoa, Chordata, Actinopteri, Clupeiformes, Engraulidae. Gene Ontology annotation, cellular component: membrane. The record is from RefSeq and is a predicted model, not a curated record. The transcript is spliced from 7 exons. Bases 351 to 1070 code for a protein of 239 amino acids.